AUGGGUUAGUAAUGUUGUCGAAAUUCUACUUUUCCUAUUCCAGAUUUAGAAGAUAAAUAAAAUAACAAUCUACCAGAGCAGUAUUAGAAUAAAUAAGAUACCUUUGCAACUCGUGCUCAAUCAUAUCAAACUAGAAUCAAUGAAUUAGAAAACAAUGUUCAAACUUCCUUAGAAGAUAUGAAUAAAUUGAACGAUACAAUACUGAAAGUAUUGCCUAAUUCAUAAACAAUAGCUAGUAGUAUAAGUUGAAGGCUUUAACUAAUAAUUAGAGUAGAAGUAGAAAUUAGAACAGAUUGAUGCUAAAGAGGAAAAAUGA
This is a messenger RNA of Paramecium octaurelia, 316 nucleotides long. The record is from the annotation of a GenBank genome assembly. NCBI's taxonomy places the organism in Eukaryota, Ciliophora, Oligohymenophorea, Peniculida, Parameciidae.